Messenger RNA from Alternaria rosae, 339 nucleotides. RefSeq lists its product as uncharacterized. Bases 95 to 298 code for a protein of 67 amino acids. The transcript has a single exon. The record is from RefSeq and is a predicted model, not a curated record. NCBI's taxonomy places the organism in Eukaryota, Fungi, Ascomycota, Dothideomycetes, Pleosporales, Pleosporaceae.
AAGAGUCCAAGACCUGCUGUUCUCUCUUCUAUAAAGCCCGCCCGAACUAUCCUCGGCAUCUGCAACACCUUAACUACAAUUCCACAUCUCCAAGAUGCGUUUCUCUUUCAUCAUCGCCACCCUCCUCGCUAGCGUUGCCGUCGCUAUGCCCGAUCCUCUCCCACAAGGCUACUCUGGCCCCUGCUCAAAGGACAACUGCGGUGUUAGCGGCCAGGUGUGUUCAGGCGGCGCAAUCUGUGUGGGGUGGCCAAGCACCGAUCCCGCAAAGAGGAAGGGAUGCACCUGCAGCCGGGGUUAAGCAUUUGGUGCUAGAUUUUUUUGCAUUGGCAGGCGUGUGUG